AUGAUCUUGGAACGAUUAGAUACUAGCCUUUAUGCUGCCUCUUGCCAACAGAAGCUCGAGAGGCGGGAUAUCAAGCAAGCCGUAAGGUCUACCCUCAAGGGGCUGGCUCUACUCCAUAGUCAUGGACUUAUACACAAUGACGUCAAACCCGACAAUAUCUUAGCCAAUCGCGGGCAGGGAAGUCAACGUUUCGCAGAGAUCAAAUUGUCGGAUCUUGGAGACUCGAGUCUGCAUAACUCUGCAAAGCGGAAUACAGAGCCUAUCAGUGGCACUGCCGUGUACAGGGCCCCUGAGAUGAUCCUGCGAGUGCCAUCGACCACGGCUGUGGACAUCUGGGCUUUAGGCGCGACAACGCUGUUUUUCAUGGCGGGCGAUCAUUUUUUCGCACCCAAAUCCAAGGGCCCAGAAGACGACCUCGUUCACGACCAUAUCCUGAGGAGGCAAAUGAAAUGCUUUGGACCCUUUCCAGAACAGUUCAUCGAUGUCGUACCGCACAUUUACAGGGAGUAUUACAUUGAUCUCGAACAAUCUAUAGGAUUUUAUCCUAACCGUUGGCCGGGCCCGCUUGCGAGUUUUCUGAGCCCAGAAGAAGAGGAAUUUGUACGGCUUCUUCUAAAGCCUGACCCUCGUGAUCGUCCAUCGGCCACCGAAGCCAUCCAUCAUCCAUGGCUCAAAGUGACAGAUUCGAACUGA
Exophiala aquamarina CBS 119918 is the source of this 693-nucleotide messenger RNA. RefSeq names its product serine/threonine protein kinase. Bases 1 to 693 code for a protein of 230 amino acids. Gene Ontology annotation, molecular function: ATP binding; protein serine/threonine kinase activity. Gene Ontology annotation, cellular component: cytoplasm; nucleus. Lineage: Eukaryota; Fungi; Ascomycota; Eurotiomycetes; Chaetothyriales; Herpotrichiellaceae. The record is from RefSeq and is a predicted model, not a curated record. The transcript is spliced from 3 exons. Gene Ontology annotation, biological process: protein phosphorylation; intracellular signal transduction.